GGCGGGCGCUGGGUGAUUGGUAGCUGGCUGGCAGCGUGCUUGCUCGCUGGCUGUAGGUCUGCAGAGAGGCAGCAGCGCUGAGCAGCAUAAUAUUAUAGGCAGAGGCUGCAGUCAGCUGGAGGAGGCGCAGCAGCAGGAGGAUCGGAGCAGCGAGGGAUCGGGAGACUGUUAGACUGUACCAUCACUCAGGGACUGUGGUCCACAAGACCUUUAACCACACAACACUGGAAAUGCCCACUCUCGCUCAACUUGGAAACUAUGCAGAGUUGGGCCUGAUUACCUUCAGCUAUGCAUCUCUUAAGUUUCCUCUCGGUAAUAGCCGUGCAGGCAGCAGUGCUGGCCACCAGUGUCCAUGACGACACCAUCACUGAGUUCUCAGUCAAGGUUUACCAUGAGCUAAGAGCUACAAAGGAAGAUGAGAACAUUUUCUUCUCUCCACUGAGCAUUGCUAUUGCGUUAGGGAUGGUGGAACUAGGUGCUCGUGGAUCAAGUCUUAAAGAGAUCCGACACGCGCUGGGAUAUGACAAACUGAAGAACGGUGAAGAAUUUUCUCUGUUAAAAGAUCUUUCCAGCAUGAUGACAGCCCAAGAAAGACAUUAUGUGCUCAGCAUUGCAAACUCCCUAUAUUUACAGAAUGGAUUUCAUAUCAGUGACAAGUUCAUCCAGUUAAUGAAAAAAUACUUCAAGGCAGAAGUAGAAAAUGUAGACUUCAGUCAAGGUUCAAUUGUAGCAAAUCACAUCAAUUCGUGGGUGGAAAAUCACACUAAUAAUCGUAUUCACAAUCUUUUGUCAUCUGAAGACUUCACAGAGCUAACAAAGCUAGUUCUGGUCAAUGCCAUCUAUUUUAAGGGUAACUGGAAAUCACAGUUCAGACCUGAGAACACCAGAACAUUUUCUUUUACUAAAGACGAUGAGAGCGAAGUACAGAUCCCAAUGAUGUACCAAAAAGGAGAUUUUUACUAUGGGGAGUUCACCGAUGGCUCUAAUGAGGCUGGUGGAGUUUAUCAAGUCUUAGAAAUGCCAUAUGAAGGAGAUGAACUCAGCCUUAUGCUUCUGCUGUCCAGACAGGAGGUUCCUCUCGCUACUCUUGAGCCUUUAGUCAAAGCAUCACUGAUUGAGGAGUGGGCUAAUGCUGUAAAAAAGCAAAAAGUGGAAGUUUACCUGCCAAGGUUCAAAGUGGAAGAAACGGUUGAUCUGAAGAAUGUGUUGACAAGACUUGGCAUUGUAGAGAUCUUCAGUAGACAAGCGGAUCUGUCUGCAAUAUCCGAAAACAAGGCUCUUUAUGUUGCCAAAGCCAUUCACAAGUCUUACCUUGAGAUUAAUGAAGAGGGCUCUGAAGCUGCUGCAGCCUCUGGAAUGAUUGCCACUAGUAGGAUGGCAGUGCUUUUUCCCCAGGUUAUUUUUGAUCACCCAUUCUUCUUCUUGAUUAGAAACCGUAAAACUGGCUGUGUCCUGUUUAUGGGAAGAAUCAUGCAUCCAGAGGCACUGAAUUCUGGGGGCCAUGAAUUUGAAGAACUCUAGUCCUUUACAUACAAACACACAGACAGACAGACACACACACACACACACACACACACACACACACACACAUAGGGAAACUGAUAUAUAAGCACAUUGUUUGCUAAUAUAAUUGAUGUUUGUUGCAUAAAUGUUUCUCUCUUUUUUUUUUUAAAGAUGAUAAUAUAUAAUAUAAACAGUAAGACAAAUACAGGUAGGGCUGUCCAAAUGUUUUCAAACCGGGACAUCCUUGUGACAUGGAGUUAGCACUGUCUGUAACUCAGAUUUACAGAAUCGCAAAUGGACUAGUUCUACUCUUAAUAUGUGUGUGUAGAAAUUCCAGGCAUUUCAGUAUUCCAGAUUGUCAGGAGCAAAAGCAGGGUUUGUACAGGGGAAAAUACUGGCGCAUGGAAGCCCCACGUUUAGGCUUUUUGCCUACAGUGUUAUGUUUCUCUUGCUGUUUUAUGGUUUUUAUGAUUGCCUGCCAAAUCAAGUUGUAUUCGUGUGAAAAUAUAUUUUUAUUUAGAGUACUGAUAUGUGAUUUAUUAUAUACUGUACCUGUCCAAGUUGAGUUUUAAGUGAAUGCAAUAUAUUUGUUGUUUGUUGUGCUAUAAAGUUGGUGUUUAAAAAUCCAA
Molecule: messenger RNA, 2132 nt
Organism: Pseudophryne corroboree (corroboree frog)
Lineage: Eukaryota; Metazoa; Chordata; Amphibia; Anura; Myobatrachidae
Gene: SERPINI1
Product: serpin family I member 1
Exons: 10
Coding region: 289-1521 (410 amino acids)
Biological process (GO): negative regulation of endopeptidase activity
Molecular function (GO): serine-type endopeptidase inhibitor activity
Source: RefSeq, a predicted model, not a curated record